Molecule: messenger RNA, 804 nt
Organism: Theobroma cacao (cacao)
Lineage: Eukaryota; Viridiplantae; Streptophyta; Magnoliopsida; Malvales; Malvaceae
Source: RefSeq, a predicted model, not a curated record
AUGCCAACUUCAACUAUCACACAACAAACUGCACCUAUUUUCGAUGGCUCUAACUAUCCUGUUUGGGCCAUUAGAAUGAAAGCAUUCCUAAGAGGUGUCAAUCUAUGGAAUGCAAUUGAAAAUGAGACAGAAGUACCAGCAUUGAGAGAUAAUGCCAUGCCAACACAAGUGAAGCAAUAUGAAAAGGAUAUAGCAAAGAAAUUCAGAGCUUUAUCCUUUAUACACUCAACUGUUAUGCAGUCAAUUUUUAACCAGAUUAUGGGAUGUGAGACAGCAAAACAAGCUUAUGUGUGGGAAUUCAUUGAUGCUAUGAUGAAGUUGGUGAAUCAAAUUCGACUGUUGGGAGAGACUUUAUCAGAUGCUAGGGUUGUGGAGAAAGUUCUUAUAAGCUUACCUAAAAGGGCUGCUAGGAAGAAUGAAAAGACUGAUAUUGCCUUUACUGUUGGAAUGAAAGGUAAGGAACAUGCAAAAGCUUUAACCAAGAAAAAUGUGAGUGAAAUUAAGGAUAAGGAGAAAGGAAGCACUCAAGGUAGAAAAGUUCAAAACAAAAUGACUAGAUUCCCUGUUUGUCCUCAUUGCAAGAAGAGGAGUCACACUAAGGCAUAUGCUGGUUCAGGCCUGAUCAACAUGACUGAUGAUGCACAAUGGCUAUUGGACAGCGGUAGUUCAAACCAUGUGACACCAAAUUCUUCGUUAUUCACUCAACUUGAUACUCAUUAUCAAUCCAGAGUAAGAAUUGGAAAUGGUGUGUCCUUGAAUGUUGUUGGGAAAGGUACAGUUGGCAUCCAGACUCCAUCUGGUUAG